ACCGCUUGGAAGGAAUGAGCGAGCCAACGGGCGACGACGUCGUAGUCCCCGAAGUUGCCCCAACCGCUGCGAGCCUUGUCCUCGUGCGCGCGCACCUCGACCGUUGGAACAUCUCGUACAGCGCGUCGCUCUCGCUCGAUCCGCGCUUCAAGAACAUUGUCCACGCGGUGCUCGGAAAACCCACGCCGUCCACGCCGUGCCCGCUCGCCGUUGUCCAUAUCAAAUUUGCCCUCACCGACGACCUCCGCGACGUUGCGAGCUACGAGAUUGAAGGCGAGCGCCAUAUCUACAAGCUCAAGGACCACAUCCAGUUCGACGAACGCAUCUUGGACCGCAUACGUCGCCGCAAGAUUGCCAUGAAGCAAGCCAACCUCGUCGACGUGAGCGACGAGUACACCAACGCGCGCGUCGCGCCGCCCAAGUACGACGACGACGCCAAGCCCGUCAGCGACGACCACAAGGCCGAUGACGACAAGACCAAAGACGACGACGACGCGCUCGGCAGUAUGGAAGACAUGGACGCAGUCGAAGCGCGCUUGCGCAAGCUCUUCCGCGAAGGCGACAUCAACAACGACGGCCACCUCACGUACCUCGAGUUUCGCACGAUCCUCAAGAAGAUCCAGCGCAACAUGCGGAAGGAAGAAGUCGACUUGCUCUUCACGCAAGCCGACGUCGACGGCAACUGCCGCAUCGUGUACGACGAGUUCAUUUCGUUCGCGAUGGACGUGCUCCGGCGUCUCAGCGCAGGGCGCAAGUACCAGCACCGGUUUGAGGAUCUCAAGGACGAUUACAAGGCGCUGCUCUCGGAAGAGCUCGAGCCGACUGUCAAGGCCCUUCGUCAAGCGUUUGACGCGGCCGACUACGUCCCCCCCAACGCGAUGGGUCGCACUCGGGACUUCAGACUCACGUACGACCUCUUCUUCAAGUGCCUCUCGAGCCCGCUCGCCAACCUCAGCCGCGAAGAGAUCAACAUGAUCAUGGCGCUUUCGCCCAUGGACGACGACGGCAAGUUCGAGUACGCGGGCUUUGAAAAGGUCCUCUACGAGGCCAUGUACCGCGUCUCACAAGGCCAGAGUCUCGCGCUUGCGACCGACAUUGCAGCCUACUUGCGCGGCCAGUUUGACCACGCCCACGAGAUCUGGGCAUCGUCGCUUGACGAAGAGGCGCCGGCCGGACGCCUGCCCCGGCGCGUGCUCUUUGAGAGCCUCCAUGGGCUCAAACGGCUCAUGCUGAACCGCAUUCAAUGCAUCGUCGUGAUUGGCCUCGCUGCCCAAGACGAAGUUGACGGCCUCGUCGACUACGAGGCAUUUGCAACCCGAGCCGGGCCCAAGAUCCGCGAGCUCAUCCAUCCCAACCACGUCUCGCGGCGGCUCCGCAUGGCGAGGACGGACGAAGCGACGAUCGCGGCCAUCUUCUCGGGCGUCGACGACCAAGCAGGGCUCGAGAGCGUCCUUGUGCGUGCGUUUCAGCGCGAAGACAGCGACCACGACGGCGUCUUGCGCCUCGACGAGUUCCGCGCGGCGAUGGAGCACACGACGUUGGAUCUGAGCAGCGAGCAAGUCGUGUCCAUGAUGGCGGCCGCCGACGAGAAUGGCGACGGCUGCGUCGACUAUGCCGAGUUUGUGCAGUUUGCGGUCGUCAAUUUGGUCCAGCUCAAGAAGGAAGCGCGGCUCCUACAGAUCAGCGAAGAAGAAGAAGAUGACGCAGAGGAGGACAACGACGCCAAGAGCGACGCCAAGUAAGCACAACGACAGAUGCGACUUGGAAUUGCA
Messenger RNA from Saprolegnia diclina VS20, 1772 nucleotides. RefSeq lists its product as hypothetical. Bases 15 to 1742 code for a protein of 575 amino acids. Lineage: Eukaryota; Oomycota; Saprolegniomycetes; Saprolegniales; Saprolegniaceae. The transcript is spliced from 2 exons. Gene Ontology annotation, molecular function: calcium ion binding. The record is from RefSeq and is a predicted model, not a curated record.